UACAAUUAAUUACACCAAUACUAUGAUAAAAUAGUAUCACAUUAUAAUAAUAUAUUGUAAAUGAUCCUACACUACAACACUACUGUAUAUAUCACGUCAUAUCACAAAUAAAAAUGGGAAACAAUAAGGAAUUAAUGAAAGUGUGUGUCAUAUGUGGGGAUCGGGCGACGGGUUAUAAUUUCAAUGCCGUUUGUUGUGAGUCUUGUAAAGCAUUUUUUAGAAGAAAUGCCUCUAAAUAUGAUAACUUCAAGUGUCACUUUGAAGGCAAUUGUAAGAUAGACUUAGUUUCGCGUAAAUUCUGCAAAAAAUGUCGACUAAAGAAGUGUUUCGAUGUCGGUAUGAAAAAGGAAUGGAUUUUAAAUGACGAACAAAAGCAAUUGAGAAGAACUAAGAUUGAAGAAAAUCGUAAGAAACGUAAGAAUAGUGAUUCAGACAGUGAAAAAUCAAAUGACACUAAAGAUAACAAUAACAACAACAACAGUCCGAUCAGUGAUACGGAUCACUCAACAAUUAUUGUCGACUUUUUAGAUCUAUCUCCCAGUUCUGCAUCGACUACACCAAAACGUUUUAAUGGUGACUUCGAUGGCAGCAUUGAAAUAAUGUGCAAAAAUCUACUGAAUUAUCGGAACAGACCGUCCGAUAAUAUUCAUGAAUCAGUCUAUCAAAAAACGGCUGAAUUUGAGAUGUCUGUUAUCCCGAUUGCCCGACCCAUCGAUGAAUUGACAGAAAAGUUUAACGAUUUAGAAAUUAAUCGUUUGGUUGAGUUGUUGAACGCAACCCAUAAGUUAAAGUCGCCAGAAGUUCCGAUCACAUCCGAGGCCAUGACUAUUGAAGACGGAUGCAAAGUGUGGCGAUUUAAAGUGGAACAAGAGAUCCACAAAAUGAUUAAAAUGUCAAAAGUAUUGGAAUCGUUUCAGAAGAUGUGUGAGAACGACCAAAUAGCUCUCAUGAAGUAUGGAUGCAUUGAAAUCUUCUGUAUGAGACUUACCAUGAAUUAUAACUUCGAGAGAGAACAGUGGACUUAUGUCACAGACGACAGUAGUUCAACAAUAAUGAAAUUGGAUUUAUUGAGAUCAGCAAAGUAUGAACUCUAUAGGGCUUACAAACGAUUUCUCGACAAAAUAAGACCCGAAUGGGAAUCCGAUACAAUUAUUUUGGAUCUUUUGACAGCAAUUAUUUUAUUUAAUCCGGAUCGACCUAAUCUUAUGUACCGAGAAAUGGUUAAAUUACAACAACACAUUUAUAUGUAUUUAUUGCAACGCUAUCUUUAUAUGAGAUAUCCGACAAAAUUUGAGUCGAAAACAAAAUUCUUGAAACUGAUGAGUACACUGAUUGAUCUUCAUGUGAUCAAAGAGAUUCAUGUGACUAAUUGUCUCAGAAACGACAGGGAUCAGAUCAGUCCAUUGCUUAGAGAGGUUUGCGAUGUCGACGACAAUAUCAAUAAUAAUAUCAAUCAAUUGUGGAACUAAUACUUCUCUCACUUUUUAAUAGUAUUAUUG
Molecule: messenger RNA, 1499 nt
Organism: Oppia nitens
Lineage: Eukaryota; Metazoa; Arthropoda; Arachnida; Sarcoptiformes; Oppiidae
Product: nuclear hormone receptor HR96-like
Exons: 8
Coding region: 114-1469 (451 amino acids)
Biological process (GO): cell differentiation; positive regulation of transcription by RNA polymerase II; negative regulation of transcription by RNA polymerase II
Molecular function (GO): RNA polymerase II cis-regulatory region sequence-specific DNA binding; zinc ion binding; nuclear receptor activity
Source: RefSeq, a predicted model, not a curated record